AUGGACGGUUGUUCGCAAAUGCAUGGUCAUCGUUGUCGUUCAAACAGUAACCACAGGUGUUGUUACGACUUCCGCUUCCGUGCUGGGAGUGCACAUGACGUGUCAGAUUCCUCAAAGUCGUAUUCUCUCAGUUCCUCCGUUUCCUCGAAUAAAAAGCGGAAAUAUUCUUCUUCCGAUUCUAAAAAUGAUUCCUCCGGCUAUGGUUGUUCCCAGCCAAAUAAACGUGAAUGUGAAAAGUUGUCGAAAAGCCAGGUGCGCGUAGGUGCAUCAAGUUGCCUAGAAAGGCACAGACCUAGCUCGCGGGCUUUAUCUCCCCGUAAGUGCCGACGGCUUGGUGCUGCGGUAAUAAAUGGCAGGGACAACCACCUCGCUGAUGCUAACGCUUCAAGUCCGGUUGUUCGUUUCCUAAACGGUGGCCCUGAGUCCCAUGGGUCGGUUGAGAGAUUCCGCGAUCGCGACCGGAGCAUUAGUCACGGGCAUGAUUUCUCGAAGUCUUCGGUAUACAAAAGAAAACAUGGCGAUUCCAGUCAUCGUUCUACAAGUCAUCCGAGUCACAAGCGCAAACGCCAGCGCCGAAGCAAAGAGAGGGCCAAGCGCAAAGAAAGCCACGAGCACCACAAACGAGACAAGACACAGGCAGUCGUUCCGGUCGGGGAGGUCAUCAAGCGCCGAUUCGAGGUGCGUAAGGUCCUAGGCGAGGGCAGCUUCGGCCAGGUUCUCGAGUGUCUCGAUCUUCACACACAGUCGCGCGUUGCAGUUAAGGCAUUGAAAAGGCUGGAAGACUACCAGGAAGCAGCGAAACACGAGGUGGAUGUUCUUGAUGCAAUUUCUAAGGCUGACCGUAGUUUACGUUCUAAUUGCAUUGAAACUAUUGACUUUUUUGAAUGGCAUAGGCAUUACUAUAUAGUUUUCCCCCUGCUCAGUGCUAGCGUAUUUAAUCUGCUUGAGCAAAAUGACUACGAGCCGUAUCCCAUAGAGCACGCUAUCGCGAUUACCCAGCAGCUUUGUGAAGCGGUUACUUUUAUGCACAAGAUGAGGAUUUGCCAUACAGAUCUUAAGCCGGAAAACAUCAUGUUUGUUUCGCCCGACUUCAACGAGAUUUACAAUGAGAAGCGCGGUCGGACAAUACGUGUUGCACGAGAUCCGAGUGUAAAGGUCAUCGACUUUGGCUCUGCUGUCACUGAAGGCGAGAGGCACCCUACUACAAUCCAAACCCGACACUAUCGAGCGCCCGAGGUUGUUCUUGAGUGCGGGUGGUCGUAUUCCGCCGAUGUCUGGUCAAUCGGGUGUAUCCUGUACGAACUUGUAACUGGUCAAUGCCUUUUCAUGACUCAUGAUAAUCUCGAACAUCUGGCGAUGAUGGAACGCUUCCUCGGACCCCUUCCAAAGCACAUGGUGCGGAGCAGCCGGAAACGGAGAUAUUUCAGGCGUGGUCGGCUUGAUUGGGAUGCCGACAGCGCCGACGGUCGCUACGUGCGUCGCCACGUCAAGCCUCUAGGUAAUCUCUGGCUGUCAACAGAUGAUCUUACUACUAGACUUGCAUUUGAUCUUGUUAGAGAAUUGCUAACUUAUGACCCAGAUGUUAGGAUAUCCUCUCGUGAGGCUCUCGAGCAUCCCCUCUUCCAAUAA
This is a messenger RNA of Mesocestoides corti, 1629 nucleotides long. Lineage: Eukaryota; Metazoa; Platyhelminthes; Cestoda; Cyclophyllidea; Mesocestoididae. The record is from the annotation of a GenBank genome assembly.